AUGCCGGACGGGUUGACCUAUCUCGGACAAAAAUGUGUUUUGGAGUUUUUGGAAGCAAAUAAAAGAAUCCACAUCUCUUCUCGCUGUCCAUACCUGAAACAAAUCGAUCAUGGUGUGCCAUUCCAUAUCAAUACGUUAGUUUUUCAUAAAGACUGGAUCAUAGUGAAUAAAUUCGGUUAUCACUUACGCGAGGAAGAAGAAUCGGAUCCCCAUGAUCCCCGUAAUCAACUGGUGGAAGGAGAUGUAUUGAUUGGGUCAAAAAUCGCUUUUUGGAGUCGUAAAUAUCCUAAAAUUGGAUUUUAUAACAAUUUACGUCAAGUCGCGGAUAGACGAGUACCAGAAAGACCGUGA
Molecule: messenger RNA, 351 nt
Organism: Caenorhabditis remanei
Lineage: Eukaryota; Metazoa; Nematoda; Chromadorea; Rhabditida; Rhabditidae
Exons: 2
Coding region: 1-351 (116 amino acids)
Source: RefSeq, a predicted model, not a curated record